AUGGAGGCUCUAUUAGCCCAUUCGUUCGAUUACCUCUCCUCAUAUGAGCCUAGCAAGAUCCGCAAAGGAUUACGCCAGGUCGAGGGACUACUAGCACAGAUAUGUCUAUCGAAACCUAAGCCUGUCUCGGACCGGAGAUCACGCUCCCCAGAUACCCAGCCCGUGCCAAAGAUGUUGUCAGACUUGCGAGAUGAUCCGGCCUUUCGGGAAUUUUCCAAAUUGCAGGAAAGCUUUCAAUGGAACAGUAGGUCUUUGAAAUUCCUAUCAGAAAUAGUCCCUGAGUGCUCACCAUUUGCUUCAGUCGCUAUGCGCCUAGUAUCUUGCCUCGAACAUCUUCUAGGUCGAGGAAGCAACGGCACAAACGACAUGUUGAUCGUCUGCACACUGGAUCUAAUCCAAGGUGCCCUCCUCCUCCAUUGCAGUUCACGCACCCUCUUCGCCCGUGAAAUCUACAUGAACCUCCUCCUCGACCUCCUUGACCCGAUCAACUGCCCAGCCGUGCAAUCAGCAACCCUCCUCACACUCGUCACAGCUCUAUUAGACUGCCCAUCAAAUACACGCACAUUCGAGGAACUAGAUGGUCUCCUCACUGUCACAUCACUCUUCAAACAACGUGCCACCUCCCGCGAAGUCAAACUCAAGCUCGUCGAGUUCCUCUACUUUUAUCUGAUGCCCGAGACAAUGGCCCUGGCACCGAUGUCUCCCCCGCCAGGUCUGCAUCGCAGCCCGAGCAAACUGUCCCCUGCCCCCUUCUCGCGCAGUGCGCACUCCACGGCAAACUCUGCGAGUAAACCGAGUCGCGAUACACGCACGACAGAUGAGAAGCAAGCUCUUCUGGGGAGAUAUCUCAAUAAUGUGGAGGACCUCGUGGAGGAUUUGAAGGAGACGGCUCCGUUCGGGGCGACAGUUUACUGA
Penicillium digitatum Pd1 is the source of this 915-nucleotide messenger RNA. The record is from RefSeq and is a predicted model, not a curated record. NCBI's taxonomy places the organism in Eukaryota, Fungi, Ascomycota, Eurotiomycetes, Eurotiales, Aspergillaceae.